Messenger RNA from Aspergillus aculeatus ATCC 16872, 1089 nucleotides. Its product is annotated as zinc-binding alcohol dehydrogenase family protein. The transcript has a single exon. Bases 1 to 1089 code for a protein of 362 amino acids. Lineage: Eukaryota; Fungi; Ascomycota; Eurotiomycetes; Eurotiales; Aspergillaceae. Gene Ontology annotation, molecular function: oxidoreductase activity, acting on NAD(P)H. The record is from RefSeq and is a predicted model, not a curated record.
AUGGCCACUGCACGGUUCCAGACAGGCUUAUAUGUCGACGACACCCUCAACUUCACAGUCCGACGAGACCUCCCCAUCCCCAAGCCAGCCGCCGGCGAGAUACUAGUAGAAACGCUGUACUCCGGCGCCAAUCCCGCCGACACCAAACACGCAACGCAGCUGGGCAUCUCCCCCGCCGUGCUGGGCUACGACUUCUGCGGGAAGGUGCUCGAGGUCGCGCCGCAAUGCCACCGCUUCCGCCCGGGCGCGAUCGUCGCAGGCUACACGCCCACAGGACUGAACCGCCCAGCCAAAUACGGCACACACCAGUCGUACCUGGUGUGUCCGGAGGAGAUGGCAUUCCACGUGCCCGCCACACUCCCGCUACCGGACGCCGCGGCUCUCACCGUGGUCACCAUGACGGCGGCAGAUGCACUGUUCAAUUUGCUGGGGAUUCCCCCUCCACAGGAAGAAGCCCCGACCGGCGGUGUACAGGCUGGCAGCAAGGGACUCCUCAUCUGGGGCGCCUCCAGCAGCGUGGGCAUCUGCGCGGUCCAGCUCGCGCGAGCCAGCGGGGUCUCCCCCAUCCUUGUGACGGCGUCCCCGCAGCGCCAUGCCCUGCUCAUGAAGCUGGGCGCCACCCACUGCUUUGAUUACCGGUCCCCUACGGUGGUGGACGAGAUCACACGAGCAAUUCAGGAGAGCAACUCCACCGUAGCUUACGGUCUCGACGCCGUGGGCAGUGACACGGGGACUGGGGACUCCUCAGCAGCCCUGCUGGCUCGGUGUCUCACCCCGGACGCGGACCUCGUCUCGCUGGUCGUUCAGGACGAUCCCCGCUUCCGUAUGCCCCUCGCGACCCCUAACCGUGAUGUGACUAUUAAGGUUGCAGCGGUCCCGCGGCCCGUUACCAUCCCGGCGAGGCCGGCGGACUUUGAGCGCGCGUGGCGGGUGCUGGAGUGGGUAAUGCGGGGUUACCGUGUGCGCUUCCGGCUGCCUCGCGUUGAGGUCUUCGGGGGGUCGGCGCAGGAUGCGCUGGAGGUGUUGACGGGGCUGGCGGAGGGUGGGAGGAUGUUUGGGAAGGUGGUGCUUCGCCAUCCGUUGGUUUGA